CCGUUCAAAUACUUAGGACUAUUUCCGUCCUCAUACGAAUCCAAAGGUCUCUUAGGCGAGGAUCGCUGGAUACCGCUUGACAAUGGAGAUGAGAAGGGAUCGCUAGAUGGAUGAGGCGAAAGAGUGUUAUGAAGAGAAUCUUCAGGAACACGAACAGGUAAUUCGUUCUCUUGACUCUGCAAUGGCUUACGUUUAGCGUCGCUGUUACCGCCAGCAGCUGACGACGCGGAAGACUUUUGCAAAGGGGUAGAGGAAGACUGAGGCUCUUUCUUAGGAGUCGGAAUUCUCGAGAAAAACCCAAAAAGAGUCUUUUGUUUUGAUUUUAUUGCCUCAUUUUGCUCAUUUGGUUGUGAUUUUCCCACUCUUCCCUUGCUCAUGAUUCUAGGGUCAGAAGAUGGUUUUGGGCAAGUUGUUUACACCGACCGCGACACAAUCUAAUAAACAAAAACGCGCUCAGAAUAUAUCCCAAGAACAUAUAUACAUGUUUUUACAAUGAAAUCUUGAAAAUCUAACAAAUUUAUUUAUAUAUAUUUUCGGCGCGUUUUCCAUUAUUCUUAGGAUAUUCUUAUGUCGACAUCAAUAUUAUAUGAAGUCAAUUUUCGUGAGAAUCCGUAUUCUCUAGGAUAGCGGCCUUGAAGUACUACUACCACCACCACUUACUACACUAUACCUUGACCAACUUAUAAUAAGGUUAUAGUAACACUGUAAUAUAUAGUAAUAGAAGGAUGGACCAAUAUAGGAACGAUAUAAAGGAUAUUCUUGGUACAGUAAAUCGUCAAACUGUAUCAGCUAAACAAGUUCGACAAUUACUGGAAGAAAAAAAGAAGGUUGAUUUAAGCUCGAACAAAAAAGACUUAAAUGCAUUAAUUUUGCAAUGUUUUGAUGAAACAGCAAGCCCUCAAGGCGGCGACGGCGCAGAAACGAAACCUGCCAAGAAAUCUCGUGGCUCCAAGAGCACCGAGGAAGGUGGUGCCGAAGGCGGUAAGCCAGCCAAGAAGACUAGAAAACGUAAAGGUGCUGAGGAAGGCGAAGAAGGUCAGAAGAAGAAGCGCAAUGUGGAUCCUGCCAAUAACCCUUUGAACAAGCCCAUGCAAUUGGACCCCAAACUUGCCGAGUUUCUUGGUGUUGAACAGAUGUCUCGUCCUCAAACCGUCAAAAAACUUUGGGAGUACAUUAAAGCCAACAAUCUCCAGGACCCCAAUGACAAGCGUACCAUUUUGUGUGACGAUAAGAUGAAGCAUGUCUUUGCUGUAGACAGUCUUCACAUGUUCACUAUGAACAAGUACUUGACCUCGUUAAUGACCAAGAUUCCUGACGACAAACUACCUAAGCAACCUUCUCCAGCAGAGGCUGCAGGUGAAAAGGCCGAAGAAACUGAAAAGACUGAACACACUGAACAGCCCAAGGAAGAAAGCAAGCCUGAAGCUUCCCCUGAGGAGGAAGAAGAAAAGGACGAGUAAAAAGAUGUAAGGGUGAUUUCAUUCUUCUUUUGUAGUUUUACUGUUUAUUCCUUUGUCAGAUAUUCUGGCAAAUAGGACUUUUGGUAAAUCGCAACUCAAAAGUCAUUAUAUUUUGAUUGUUUGAAUUCAAAAGGCCUUCAACCGCAAGACCCGUAUUUCUUUUGUUUUUGUAUCAUACUCUGAGAUGCUUCUUUUUAUGCCUUAAUAAAAUCGCUAUUUCUAUGAAUAUAUGAGACCUUUUAGUCUUGAACACGCUUUGACUUAUUUAAGCUUUAUUUUUUUGUCAACAUACUUGUAUGCGUUUUGAAUCUUCAAUAAUUGAAUGCUGUUUCAGCAAAUUCUUCAUUAUGAAUUUCAAGUGAUACGUGAAUACUCUCUUUGCUCUUCAUUGCCAGGUCGAUCUAUUUUAGUUUUAUAGGCAGUUGCAGAUUCUGGAGGACGUUUGAUUUGUUUCUAUUAAUAAAGCAAACUGGGUACUUUCAUAGUAAAAUGCAUAGAGAUACGUUCUUACUAGUUGUUGACUAUUGAUUUUCCUAAUUCGCUGCCGCCUUACUUAUUUCGUAUCGAAUAAAGCGAUGGAGACGAUUACCUAGCUUAAAACUUGGUGAGAUCCUUUGCCUUUAGAAGUAUACCGUUUAUUCCAAAUUUUUAAUUUAUUUACGUUUUAGAGUUUUUGGUUAGGAGCAAUUUGACUUUAUGCUGUAUGUUUGUAUAAACAUUUGAUCACUAUGUGAGACGCUUUUCGAAGGGGUUUUCAGCAACCAUAUGUCUUUAAAACAAUUUUUACGUAGAUAAUCUUUCAUUAAUUAGAUAUGUUAUGUUCGCCAAGUUUGAGGAUUUCUAAAUUUACUAAAACC
Schizosaccharomyces cryophilus OY26 is the source of this 2317-nucleotide messenger RNA. RefSeq names its product RNA polymerase I upstream activation factor complex subunit Spp27. The transcript is spliced from 4 exons. Gene Ontology annotation, biological process: nucleolar large rRNA transcription by RNA polymerase I; transcription initiation at RNA polymerase I promoter. The record is from RefSeq and is a predicted model, not a curated record. Lineage: Eukaryota; Fungi; Ascomycota; Schizosaccharomycetes; Schizosaccharomycetales; Schizosaccharomycetaceae. Gene Ontology annotation, molecular function: RNA polymerase I cis-regulatory region sequence-specific DNA binding. Gene Ontology annotation, cellular component: nucleus; RNA polymerase I upstream activating factor complex. The coding region runs from base 726 to 1460 and encodes 244 amino acids.